AUGUGUGAGUUUUUACAGGUACUAAGCAGUGGUCAUUAUGGACGGAUUUACGUUGGCAAGCUGCAAGCAAAAACUGGCAAAGAGACGAUGGAUGUGGCGGUGAAAGGGUGCAAGGAUGCAGCAAAAUAUGUCCACAUGAAGGCUCUCGUUGAUGAGCUGCGUAUCAUGAUAGCCAUUCGCUCGCACCCCAAUGUCCUGUGCCUGAUUGGAGCUGUGACUGAAAAUAUCAGGAAGUCAGCUUUAGCUUUUUGUUAUUUCGCUACUCAUAGUUUAUAUUUCGAAAAAUCCUGUCUGAAAAACUCCACUUUUAAAUUUAUAAUGGCUUUUCAGCAAGCUAAUAAGGUGACGAUGUAUAUGUAA
Gongylonema pulchrum is the source of this 360-nucleotide messenger RNA. NCBI's taxonomy places the organism in Eukaryota, Metazoa, Nematoda, Chromadorea, Rhabditida, Gongylonematidae. The record is from the annotation of a GenBank genome assembly.